UAUAUAAGACCAUGAUUGCCUGAAACACGGAAGUCGAAUCAGUUGCAAGCUGGACGUGAGCUGCGCAUUGAGCUAUUAAAUUCAUUACGAUGCUUCGCGUAACGAUCGGUUUGCUUUUUACAUUAGCGAUAUUUUCUACAAACGUAUUUGCACGACAUCAAGCACCAAUCCGUUGUAUUCGGCCAAAUGAAGAAUAUCAUUGUGGAUCGGCUUGCCAGGCAACUUGUUCCACAUUGGGACAACCGUGUCUCAUAGCAAACAUCAGAUGCAAUGACGACUGUUAUUGCAAAGAAGGAUAUGUACGAAUGGAUGAUGGUGAAGGUCGGUGUAUUCCUAAAGACCAAUGUCCUAUUAACUAAGGAAGUAACAUUGGAAAGGAGAGUAUGCAUAUAUUGCCUUACGAUAAAAUAAUGUGACAAUGACUAAUAGUUUAACGAUAAUUGAUUAUAUUGAAUAAUUUUAAUCUGUUAUCCCUAUGUUUAUCUUAAUUGAAUAUAUAACUACUUAAAAAGGAGUAUAUUUUUUCACGUGGGUAUAAAUUGUAAUAAAUUUAUUCAUAUUAUAUACAAUUAUAUCGUUAUUAUUUUUCAGUCCUGCAUAAAAAAUAUAUAUUAAAUAAUUUACUUUUAUGUGAGACAGUUAUUAAUGCUUAUAAAACACGAUGUAUUCUCGAAUAAUAAUAUUCUUUAAAUAAAUUAAAUUUGAAAUAAAUUGCUUUGCAUA
Ooceraea biroi (clonal raider ant) is the source of this 723-nucleotide messenger RNA. RefSeq names its product inducible metalloproteinase inhibitor protein. Lineage: Eukaryota; Metazoa; Arthropoda; Insecta; Hymenoptera; Formicidae. The record is from RefSeq and is a predicted model, not a curated record.